This is a messenger RNA of Alternaria alternata, 846 nucleotides long. RefSeq names its product NAD(P)-binding protein. The transcript has 4 exons. The coding region runs from base 1 to 846 and encodes 281 amino acids. NCBI's taxonomy places the organism in Eukaryota, Fungi, Ascomycota, Dothideomycetes, Pleosporales, Pleosporaceae. The record is from RefSeq and is a predicted model, not a curated record. Gene Ontology annotation, molecular function: oxidoreductase activity.
AUGGCGGAUCUCGACAGCGGUACUUUGUUCAGCGUCCAAGGACUGGUGGCAGUCAUCACGGGCGGGGGGACAGGCAUUGGUUUGAUGAUUGCGCAAGCACUAGAGGCAAAUGGUGCGAUUGUCUAUAUCCUGGGUCGACGACAAGAAGUGUUGGAGAAGGCAGCCAACACAGCGAAGCAUGGAAAUAUAUACUACCUUCAGACCGACGUAACAUCCAAGUCCGAUCUCUCCGCAGCAGUCGACCACAUCGCUUCCAAAUCCGGCUACGUCAACCUUGUCGUGGCCAACUCUGGCAUCACCGGUCCGACUCUCAAGGGCUUGGAGAAAGGCGCGUCGCUGGCCGAAUUCCGCAACCACCUCUGGAACUGGGAUAUGAGCGACUUCACGCAGACAUUUGCACUCAACACCACGGCCGCCUUUUUCACAGUCGUCGCUUUUCUCGAGCUACUUGACAAGGGCAACAAGGCUGGAAAUGUUGAGCAGAAAAGUCAGGUCAUAUGCAUCAGCAGCGCUGGUGCCUUCAAUCGUGUACCGAUGGCUGGUUACGCCUAUGCUGGUUCUAAAGCGGCAGCAGUGCAUAUAAUGAAGGCAUUGGCGACGACGCUGGUGCCUUAUGAUAUCCGCUCAAAUGUCCUUGCACCUGGCCUGUAUCCUAGUGAAAUGACUGCAGGUAUGCUCACACAGGAUAAAUGGCCGAGAGACUUUAUACCCGAGCAAAGAGCGGGCGAUAUCAAAGACAUGGCGGGCGCACUGCUCUUCCUCACUAGCAGAGCUGGAGCUUAUAUCAAUGGCAAUGUAUUGGUGACAGACGGUGGGCGUUUGAGUAUCUUGCCCGCAACGUACUGA